AUGUUUCUUCGUGCUGACAAUUCCACGGAGGCGAAUUUCGGUAAUUUUUACAAUUAUUGGUUAACAGAUGGUACAAGCAACUUCGACCUCACGCGUGGCAACUCGACUGGAUCAAAGACACUAUCAGCAAGCACCCCAAAUAUAACGAUCUCGCUUGCGCGUUCUGCAAUGGUCAUUGUUGAUAUGCAAAAUUUCUUCCUUAACCCGGCAUUUACCACGUUCCCAGCUGGUCUGGCAGCUGUCCAACCAACUAUUGAUGCAGUCCGAGCAUUCCGUUCUGCCGGUGUCAAAAUAAUUUGGUGCCAAUGGGGACUCUCUGAAUACGAUCUAUUAACAAUGCCACCUGGAUUGAAAUUCGGAUUCGCAACCUCACCGAAAGAUUCGAGCACGUCAUUUGGUAGUGAAAUGGGUGUUUUCAAUGGGACCGACUACGGUAGGAAACUUAUGCGAGGAGAAUUCAAUGCGCAGCAAUACGGUCCGUUAUUUGAUCUCGCAAGCGAAGGGAUUGAUUCGGGCACAGACUUUUACUUUCCUAAGAAUCGUCUGAGCGGUUUGUGGGGUGCACAGACACCCAUGGGUCAAUACCUCGAAGAUAAUUUGAUCACGACGCUCUUCAUCUCCGGAGUAAAUGCCGACCAAUGUGUCUUUGGCACAUUCAUUGAUGCGUUCUAUAAGGGUUACGAUAGUAUCCUAAUUCAGGAUGCUACUGCAACGAGUUCGCCUUCCUAUGCCUUUGAUAUGGUCCUGUUUAACGCCAAGUUAGACGGAUUUGUAUUAAAUUCGACUGACAUUGUCAACGGUUUGGGAACAUAG
Fomitiporia mediterranea MF3/22 is the source of this 813-nucleotide messenger RNA. Its product is annotated as Isochorismatase hydrolase. The transcript is spliced from 7 exons. The record is from RefSeq and is a predicted model, not a curated record. Lineage: Eukaryota; Fungi; Basidiomycota; Agaricomycetes; Hymenochaetales; Hymenochaetaceae. The coding region runs from base 1 to 813 and encodes 270 amino acids.